Molecule: messenger RNA, 1236 nt
Organism: Mycena indigotica
Lineage: Eukaryota; Fungi; Basidiomycota; Agaricomycetes; Agaricales; Mycenaceae
Product: DNA damage-inducible v-SNARE binding protein
Exons: 6
Coding region: 1-1236 (411 amino acids)
Biological process (GO): proteolysis
Molecular function (GO): aspartic-type endopeptidase activity; protein binding
Source: RefSeq, a predicted model, not a curated record
AUGGAACUCACCUUUGUGACUGACCUCGGGCAGUCAUUCGUCAUUGAAAUCGACCCAGGGAUGGAGCUCGAGAACGUUAUGGCGCUGUUAGAGGCAGAGUCGGGAAUACCGGUGGCAGAACAAAGCAUUUCUUACAAUGGGAAGGAUCUUUCUGCACCCAAAUCGACGCUCCGUGAACUCGGGGUCACUGAAAACAACGCGAUGCUUCUUCUGAGACGCAAAAUUCCGAAUAUGGCUGGGACCGGGAGACCAGUCGAGCAGGACUCUGAAAUGAUGCGUCUCCAACUAUUAGGAGACCCCGACCUCAUGCGCCAACUCCGUGAAACGCAACCCGAGCUCGCGGCCGCUGUACAAUCUAACCCCGCUCGAUUCGCUGAGCUUCUGCGCCAAACACGGGAACGUCAAUCUGAGGCAGAACUCCAGCGCCAACGCGAGAUCCAACGACUUAACGCUGAUCCCUUUGAUGUUGAGGCACAACGCCGGAUAGAGGAAGCAAUCCGCCAGCAAGCGGUGAUGGAGAACAUGGAGCAUGCACUCGAGUACUCCCCAGAGAGUUUUGGACGAGUUACCAUGCUUUAUGUCAAUGUCGAAGUCAACGGGAAACCUGUGAAAGCGUUCGUCGACAGUGGAGCCCAACAAACCAUCAUGUCUCCCGAAUGUGCCGAGUCAUGUAACAUCAUGCGACUUCUCGACACUCGUUUCUCUGGCAUUGCUCGUGGUGUUGGAACCGCCAAAAUCCUUGGUCGGGUUCAUUCCGCCCAAUUCAAACUCGCCGACCUGCAUCUUCCAUGUUCCAUAACCAUCAUGGAAGGCCGGGAUGUCGACUUGUUGCUUGGCCUGGACAUGCUUAAGGCCCAUCAGGCUUGCAUCGACCUGGAAAAGAAUGUACUGCGUGUGCGCGGUCGCGAGGUCCGCUUUUUGUCAGAACACGAGCUGCCAGAGAAGGCGAAGGAGCUUUUCUCACCAGACGAAGCCCAAUCUUCUUCGGGUCCGUCAACAGGGAGUGUACCUGGCCGCGCCCCUUCCGCCCCAGCCUCAUUCCCCGGCGGUGGUAACACAAUUGGUUCGGCUCCACGCGCGAGCCAACCUAGUCGACCGCCGGCCCCCGCUGCCUCCCGACAUCCUGAAUCGAGUAUUCGCACAUUGAUGGACCUGGGGGCAACCCGAGAGGUUGCGAUCAGUAGUCUGGAUGCUGCAGGUGGUAACAUUGACGUGGCUGCGUCUUUACUCUUCUAG